This is a messenger RNA of Ananas comosus (pineapple), 1005 nucleotides long. RefSeq lists its product as uncharacterized. The transcript is spliced from 2 exons. Bases 258 to 803 code for a protein of 181 amino acids. The record is from RefSeq and is a predicted model, not a curated record. NCBI's taxonomy places the organism in Eukaryota, Viridiplantae, Streptophyta, Magnoliopsida, Poales, Bromeliaceae.
UCAAAGUUAUUAGGAACCCAACUGCCCACGGAAAUGUUCCCCUUAGCAUCUACUUUGAAACCUUAUCCUAUCCCUCUCAUGCAUAUAUAAAUACACACAUACCUCCCAUUCCAAAAGCUAGUUGAGUUGUGAUUAAGAAGAGGAGGGAGGGGCCUUUCCAUUUCCUCCUAGCCAAAAAAUUUGCACUAAGGGGGCCUUCAUAAUCUAUAUUGAGGUCCCAAAUUGAAGGGGGAUCGGAAAAAAAAGAAAGAGAAAAAAUGGGCGAAGGUCUCAACCAACUGUUCUAUGGGGUCUUCUCAUUGCCUCGAAUCGAAGACGCCGACGAGUGCUUGGAGGAAUCAUCCUUUUAUGGCGGCUCGGACGAAUCGGUCUCCUCGUCGACGUCGGAUCUCACCGACGAUGCAACUUCGCCGGCGCCCAAAUUGAACACGUCACAAAUUGAUGAGAAUGGGCCCCUUUAUGAACUAUCCUCUCUCAUGGAAGAUCUCCCUAUCAGGAAAGGGUUAUCCAAGUACUAUAAAGGGAAGUCUCAAUCCUUUUCGUGUUUAUCCAAUGUGAGAUGCAUAGAAGAUCUCGCGAAAAAAGAGAACCCUUACAGGAAGAGGAUGAAGACAUGCAAGAGUUAUGCAGGAGGAUUAGAUGCGCAAAAAAAGCCGAGUUUCGCGCCCGGGCCUCAUAGCAGGACCAUAUCCAAGAAACCCUCUAGGGUUUCAUGUGCUUCUGUGCUUUCAAAAAGAAGCAGCAGCAAUGGGCUUUUGUACAGCAGCAGAACACAUGCCAUCUCAGUUCAUAAGCACUUGUGAUGUGUAGCAGCUCUAGCUUGGUUUCUUGAUGAAUCUUUUAUCCUCUUGGGGAGAAAUAUGAGGCAGCACAAAUUUGUCAUGUAAUUAUUUAUGAGAGGAUUAUUAAUAUAAUGCACCCCACUAAAGAUUCAUUUUGCUCCUAGGUUUAUAUUCAUUUUCUUUUUCUACUUAGCAAAACGAAGUAGGAGAAUUACCAUCUUAA